Nanorana parkeri is the source of this 1247-nucleotide messenger RNA. RefSeq names its product hyaluronan binding protein 4 (gene HABP4). Gene Ontology annotation, cellular component: cytoplasm; nucleus. Gene Ontology annotation, molecular function: RNA binding. Lineage: Eukaryota; Metazoa; Chordata; Amphibia; Anura; Dicroglossidae. The record is from RefSeq and is a predicted model, not a curated record. The transcript has 10 exons. Gene Ontology annotation, biological process: positive regulation of translational initiation; positive regulation of RNA splicing. The coding region runs from base 28 to 1155 and encodes 375 amino acids.
GACAGUCUGCUGGAGCUAAAGGUUGUAAUGAAGCCAGUGCAAGGCAGCCCAGUUUCUGUCACAAUGCAGGAAGCUUUUGGCUGUGCGGUGGAAAAUCGCUUCUUUCAGCUCCAAGACGAUGACUGUGACCCCUUAGAUCUUCUGCAUCAGGCAUCAGUUGAAAGUGGCCAGCGUAAGAAAAAAGAUGCGGCAUCAGCAAAAAAAACAGGUAACCAAAAAGGGAACAAGAAGGAAUCUCAGAAGGAAAGGAAGACAAUUGUUUCCACCACAGAAGUUCCAGUAAUGGAGACAAAACAAACUGGACCGAAGAAUGCUCCGAAACCAACUUUGCAGAAAGUAAUUCAGAAUGAAAACACUGGUGCUGAAGUGAAAGUGGACAGAACGGAGCGCAGAACUGCAUUCAGGGAGUUUCGUCCAAACAUCAUUGAAAAACCCAUGGAAUACAGCAUUGACAAGUAUGUCAAACCUGUUGACAGCUUUGAGAAGGAAAAGCAAGUCAGAAGUUGGGUUGCAAACCAAAGAGGGGGCUUGCGUGGCAGAGGAAGAGGUGGAUUCCCACGUAACAUGGAAAAUGAUAACCAAAGAGGCAAGCGUGAGUUUGACAGACACAGUGGAAGUGACCGGGCUAGAGUAAAAGCCGAAGACAAGCGGGGCGGAGGUGGACCUCACAACUGGGGCUCAAUUAAAGAUGCUUUCAGUGAGGAAGAGCCUGUACCUGUAGAGACUGUAGCUGAACCUCUUGAGACAGAAGAGGAACAAGAUGCCAAGAUUCCUGAAGAGGGCACUGAAGAUUAUGUUCAAGAAAUGACAUUAGAUGAAUGGAAAUCUAUGAUGGACCAAAGUAGGCCAAAAACUGAUUUCAACCUCCGCAAGCCUGAAUCCUCUGUGCCUUCUAAAGCUGUAGUUAUCCACAAGUCUAAAUUUGAUUAUAAUAUCAAGGAUGAUGACUACCAAUAUGGCCUCCGCAAACCUGUGAAUGAUAUCACAAGCCAGCUGGAUAUCAAUUUUGGAAAUCUUGCUCGACCAAGCCGUGGGGCAAGAGGUGGAGGCCGAGGCCGUGUUAGAAGAGAAGAGGUGUUGCCACACGAAGUCCUAAAUGUGCAGGACUUUGCUCUGAAUCCAGAUGACCCUGAUGACUUUCCUGCUUUGUGUUAGUUGGACUUCUGAAGUUUUUCUGCUAUUCUAAAGAGACAAGUAGCUGUUCAUGAUUGUGGGGGAAAGGUGUGUCCAAGUCUACAGGACUGUUC